This is a messenger RNA of Tribolium castaneum (red flour beetle), 1676 nucleotides long. It is a transcript of the gene Not11, whose product is annotated as CCR4-NOT transcription complex subunit 11. The transcript is spliced from 7 exons. The record is from RefSeq and is a predicted model, not a curated record. Bases 105 to 1478 code for a protein of 457 amino acids. Gene Ontology annotation, cellular component: CCR4-NOT complex. Lineage: Eukaryota; Metazoa; Arthropoda; Insecta; Coleoptera; Tenebrionidae.
AGAUUUUUCGGUCUUAUGGUGAUAAAUGUCAAUGUCCGAAUUGGGUUUAUAGGUUAGAGUAUAUAAAAUAAAUUUCGUAAAAAUAGGUGUUUUAUUGCAAAACGAUGGCCCUCACGGUGGAACAAUGUGAUAUCUUACUCGAUAUUUUGGGUGAGACAAAGGUGAGAACCCACACUUUAGAAAGCCUUUCGAACGAGUUGCACAAAAAAUUCGACUCUUGUGACUAUUUUAAAGUCGGAACUUGUCUGGUAAUGAUGCUUCAGCAAGAUCUGUUGAAAGAGCCUGAGCAAAAACUUGUUGCUAUAACGCUUCUGUAUGAGUUAUAUCGGGGCGAAGCUCUGGCAAACACCCCUUUUGCCAACGUUUUCAACCACCUUUUGCACCCCCCGGAACACCAGAGUAGUGUCGGGUCCCCCAAACAGGAAUAUCCAGGCCAACUACCCAAACUGACACCACCAGAAAAACAAUUCUUAACGCAACUGUUAUCAGAUGUGCCCAAAGAUGCUAUUUUGAAAAAAACAGCCACGCAAAUAAUCAAUUCAGACGUUGGGAAUACGCAAACAAAUUUCGAUUUUUCCGUUGUACAAUUACUACUAGCCGAAAAACAGUCUGAAUUGCCACACACUUGCAAAACAGGAAUUCCUGUAGUUUUAUCACUGCCUGAAAAAACUAACAAUUAUACGACAGAACGGAACGAUUAUGCAGCCCUUGUGAAAACUAUAGCAACCGGUGAUAACGCCCCCAUUAAUAAAGUGUACAAACCGGAAUUUGUGACACUAGCACCGCCUUUGCUCAACACAGAUGAUGAAAUGGUGUGGCUAAAUCCGACAAACAUCAAAGAACACACUGUAGCAUAUGACGUGACGAUGUGUGUGCCUGACACAGCAGGCCAGGAGGCGAGACAAUUGAUGAACAAGGCGUACAAAUCAGCGCUGUCUUUGCAACAGCAGCAACAACUGCUAGGCGAGCUGGAAAACGACUCAAAACUUGUGUACCACAUUGGUUUGACUCCGUCCAAAUUGCCCGAACUGGUGGAAAAUAAUCCACUUAUCGCGAUUGAAGUUUUGCUCAAGCUUAUGCAAUCGAAACAAAUAACGGAAUAUUUCAGCGUUCUUGUCAACAUGGAAAUGUCGCUGCAUUCCAUGGAAGUGGUAAAUCGGCUCACAACGACCGUGGAUUUGCCCACAGAGUUUGUCCACUUGUACAUUUCGAAUUGCAUAUCGACUUGUGAGACUAUCAAGGACCGUUAUAUGCAAAAUCGGCUGGUUCGACUGGUUUGUGUGUUUCUCCAGUCGCUCAUUCGCAACAAAAUAAUCAACGUCCAGGAGUUGUUUAUCGAAGUUCAGGCGUUUUGUAUCGAGUUUAGUCGCAUUCGCGAAGCUGCCGCUUUGUUCAGGCUAUUGAAACAGUUGGAGUCGGGGGAACAGAUCGGACUUGUCUCCUCGCCAACGAUAAUGAAAGCAAAGCUCGAGGGUUGAUUAUUUAAUGGAACUGUAUCGUACAAUGUGGCAGGCCGUGCUGUAAUUUAUCGACGAUUUUUUCCCUCUCUUUGACGUACGGCAGAUCGGCCAGAAUCAGCUCUUUUAAGUUAUUCAACGCGUUGAGGUGACUCAGCCCCGGCUCUGUUAUAUUCAAACACUCGGUGAUUUGUAAAUAAAGUAAUGAGUUUUUUAAAA